AUGAACGAUUGUCUGAUCAGCCGUACCUCAACUCCGCUAACGUCAUCGCUUCGGCGUGGAAAAAGGAUUAGCCGGUUUUUCGUGCCUGCGCUAUGCUUGGCUCGCGACUUGAUGAUGUUGUCCGCGAAAGUCAUGCUCGCGGUGAUCGCCGCUUCCGUAAGACUUGUUGUGCCACCGUGGAAGAAGCGGCUGCUCGGCGAGACUGUUUUAAUCACAGGCGCAGGUCAUGGAAUUGGGCGUGAACUUGCAGUGCAACUGGCAGCCCUCGGUUGCAUUGUCGUUUGCUGGGAUUGUGACGCUAACGCCAAUCGAGAAACUAUAAGUUUUAUUGCCAGAGAUGGUGGUGAGGCGCAUGGAUUUAUGGUGGACGUAUCUAAAUACAGUAUGGUUCAAGAAGCUGCCCAACUGAUGAAACAAGCUGGUAUACCAGAAAUUAGCAUUUUAAUUAAUAGCGCUGCAAUAUUGAUGCACAAACCAUUUAUCGAGCACAAGGAUGACGACAUCGAAAGGAUUUUUCACGUCAACGUACUGUCGCAGUUUUGGACGAUACACACGUUUUUGCCAACGAUGCUGCACAACAAUAAAGGCCACAUUGUUUCAAUGAGUAGUUCGUGCGGUUUCUACGGCGUAGCGUACAAAGUUCCUUAUUGCUCGUCAAAGUUUGCAUUGAAAGGUUUGAUGGAGGGACUUUGCGAAGAGCUUCGGGCAACGAAGAAGAGCUCGAACAUACAGUUCACCACGAUUUAUCCGUUUUACGUCGACACGGAUCUUGCCAAAGACCCAAAAUUCCGAUUUCCGUACUUGUUCAGCGCAGUGCCGGCCAAGUAUGCCGCGUCGGAGGUCAUACGCGCGAUCCAAAGGAACUACGAAGAGUGCUCCAUUCCCCGAUGCUUGUCUUACUUGAACGCAGUCAACAGAAUUUUACCUGCUAAGGCUAUGCGACUGAUACUUGACUUUUUGGGUGAUGUCAAAUGAUAAUGGCUAUUGUAAGAAAGGCUGCGCGACGACGGAAGAGCUUCCCUUCGUAACGUGUGAGAUUUUUAUCCGAUGCAAAUUUUAGCUAGCGAAAAUGUAUAUUCCUCGCUAAUAAAAGUGAUUUUUAGAUCAACACUUGCAAGACAGUGCAGAUGAGACCGAAGUACAUCG
Messenger RNA from Phymastichus coffea, 1146 nucleotides. It is a transcript of the gene firl, whose product is annotated as estradiol 17-beta-dehydrogenase 11-like. Gene Ontology annotation, cellular component: lipid droplet. NCBI's taxonomy places the organism in Eukaryota, Metazoa, Arthropoda, Insecta, Hymenoptera, Eulophidae. The record is from RefSeq and is a predicted model, not a curated record. The transcript is spliced from 8 exons. Bases 1 to 975 code for a protein of 324 amino acids. Gene Ontology annotation, molecular function: oxidoreductase activity, acting on the CH-OH group of donors, NAD or NADP as acceptor.